AUGGAGACCCCUAUAAAAAAUCUUCCGUGCGCUACUUGCCGACGUCGUAAAGUUCGAUGCUCCAAGACUCAACCUUGUACAAACUGUGCUCGGGCCAAGAUCGAUUGUCAUUACAAUGAAGAUCCAACAGGAGACACAAGUUCUGUCAAUGCUGAUCUCCUCAGGAGAUUGAUGAAUCUUCAGGAUUCCAUCACGAAGCUGACUAAAGGCCCGCGAAAUACUGACCAGAGCCUUCAUGAUAGUUCCGUCAGCGGGGUUAGAGUGGAAAGUAUCAUUAAUACGUUGGAAGACUCUCUCCGAAGAUUGCAUAGAAUCAACGAGCGAGAAAAUCAGUCGUCUCAUACCGGAAAACUAUGUUUCCGUGAUGCACAUACGAGGUAUAUUAAAGAGACAUUUUGGGCUGGUCUUUACGAUGAGGUUGAAAGUCUCAGCUUUCUACUGGAUAAAGCUGCUCCUGAAAGAAGAUUACAAGAUCCUACUUCACUUUUCAUCCAACCUCAACAAUUCCUUGACUUAGGAAUGUACAUAACGCCUAGGAAAGUAUCGGAUUUUCUCAUCAAUCACUACCUAAAGAAUGUCGAUCCAUUUAUUCGCCUCUUCCACAAACCUCGCUUCAGGCUUGAUUUGGACCAAUUUUAUCGACAGGAAGAAUCAUUCGUGUCCCAGAGAGGAGAAUUUGAGACACUUCUCUCCUCUAUAUAUGCAUUUUCCGUGCAUUCACUUCAUGAAGAGGAUGUCCUGGUCUAUUUUGCCGAAUCGAAAGAGAUCGUAAUCAACCGGUACAUUACCACCACUCGGAGGGGCCUUGAGAGAAUCAGCAUUCUUUCUACCCACUCCUUGACGGCGCUCACAACAUUUGCUUUAUACAUUACGUUACUCUCGGAAAUAGACAUCUCAGGCCUCGAGUGGACAUCCUUGAGCGGCCUAUCUCUGAACAUAGCAACCCGGCUGGGUAUACACAAGGACGGAGAGGCGUUCGGUUUGAGUCCUUAUGCCGUGGAAAUCCGCCGUCGACUAUGGCAUUACCUCUGUAUGAUCAACGUGCGAGCUCUUCAAGUUCACGGCAUCGAGCCAUUUCCUGUUUCAGCUUUUGAGGUAAAUGCUACAAAGCUACCACAAAACUCGCCGGAUAUUGCUUGGGAUGCUUGCGAGUUCAGCCGCAAGUUGCCCGUCGCGAUUUCUGGUUGGACCGAAAUGGUCCCAGUUCUAGUUUCUUACAAACUGUCCGCGCUGGAGCGGACCAUGCUUGAAACGAAUAUACCAGAACAUGGCUCGGAGGAAGCCUACCUAGCUAAAUGCGAUCAGGUAUUGCAGGAUGCAAAAUCGGAGAUUUUGGUCUAUUACUCCCAGAAUCUUUUGGACAAACCGAUACACCGAAUUACGAAAGACUUGAUGGAUCUUACCUUUCAAUAUCUCUGGUUUAUCGCAAGGCGAUCCUUAUUGAAACACAGGAUAUGGGCGACAUGUGAACUGCGCAGAGAGCUGUUUCGAAAAGCUCUUCAUAUUUCGGAAAUGGCCCGCUCUCUCCAAGGUGUUUAUUCCGCACACUACUGGGACUGGGUUUUUCACAGUUUCUAUGAAACUACUAAAUGGCAUCUUGCGUCAACGAUCUUGAUAUAUCUGUCUCAGCACACAGAGCAAGAAGACCUCGAGGUGCAGCGUUCUUGGACUCAGAUAAAUCUCAUCUUUGGUCAGCGGAGAGACGACCAAAGUGUCCUAUGGAAACCGCUUCUUGCUCUCAAACGUGAGGCCGAAAUUCGUCGUGAUGAAGCCCUGGGAGUUGACAAUGGAAAUGCCCUAACAAACAAUAAUGAUGAUAUGUGGCAGGCUCAGUCAGAUGCAGCUAUGCAUGGAUUAGAUCCCAUCUUCGGUCAAAGGGUGGACCCCGAAUUCCCUUUAAACCCAGAUCCUGGCAUACUUGAUGACUUCUAUGACCAGACGAUAGAUAAUCAGGCGUGGUAGAUUGUACACUGAUUUGAAGAAAAACCAUGUCUAGCUUACAACGUCAAUUCUAUGAUACGUCGUUUCAAUGUUUUUAUAUUGGCUUAUCAUGGUCAUAUGAAUACCUCUCGGCUACCUAGAAUCUAGGGAUAUAUUUAGUACAGCACAUAU
Molecule: messenger RNA, 2112 nt
Organism: Talaromyces stipitatus ATCC 10500
Lineage: Eukaryota; Fungi; Ascomycota; Eurotiomycetes; Eurotiales; Trichocomaceae
Exons: 2
Coding region: 1-1962 (653 amino acids)
Biological process (GO): regulation of DNA-templated transcription
Molecular function (GO): zinc ion binding; DNA-binding transcription factor activity, RNA polymerase II-specific
Source: RefSeq, a predicted model, not a curated record